Molecule: messenger RNA, 497 nt
Organism: Eptesicus fuscus (big brown bat)
Lineage: Eukaryota; Metazoa; Chordata; Mammalia; Chiroptera; Vespertilionidae
Product: ubiquitin-conjugating enzyme E2 D3-like
Exons: 1
Coding region: 1-441 (146 amino acids)
Biological process (GO): ubiquitin-dependent protein catabolic process; protein polyubiquitination
Cellular component (GO): nucleus
Molecular function (GO): ubiquitin conjugating enzyme activity
Source: RefSeq, a predicted model, not a curated record
AUGGCACUGAGAGGGAUUAACAAGGAACUUCGUGAUUUGGCCCGUGACCCUCCAGCACAAAGUUCUGCAGGUCCAGUUGGGGAUGAUAUGUUUCAUUGGGAAGCCACCAUUAUGGGACCUAAUGACAGCCCAUAUCAAGGUGGUGUAUUCUUUUUGACAAUUCAUUUUCCUACAGACUACCCCUUCAAACCACUUGAGGUUGCAUUUACAAGAAUUUAUCAUCCAAAUAUUAACGGUAAUGCCAGCAUUUGUCUUGAUAUUCUAAGAUCACAGUGGUCUCCUGCAUUAACUGUUUCUAAAGUUCUUUUAUUCAUUUGUUCACGGCUAUGUGAUCCAGACCCAGAUGACCCCCUAGUGCCAGAGAUUGCACGGAUCUAUAAAACAGACAGAGAUAAGUACAACAGAAUAUCUCGGGAAUGGACUCAGAAGUAUGCCAUGUGAUGCUACCUUAAAGUCAGAAUAACCUGCAUUGUAGCUGGAAUAAACUUUAAGUUACU